CUGCCCAAUGUACUAGGUUUCUCAUUUAUUUUUAGGUGUAUUUUUGCAACUGAGACCUAAAUUAAGAGUAAAUAACCAUGAAAGUCUUCACCCCUGUGCUAGUCUUUCAAAAAAUGCCCUCAGGGAAAGGCAGAGACAAAUUCAGCAUUCAAUGUUUGGAGUGCUUUGGUAAAAACCUCUAUAUAGGGACCAAAGAGGGAGUCGUUGAGUACCUCACUGUAAAUAACACGAGCGCUGAAGAAAGCCUUUCAGUGCGGGAGGUGGGGAAGAGACAGAUGGGCCGAACCGGCGCAAUCGGCCAGCUGACGGCGGUCCCUGUUCUGAAUCAUCUCUUAGUUCUCUGGGACGGUUCGGUCACGGUGCUUAACAUGUUCUCCCUGGAACUCCUUCCUGCCCUGAAGAAAAUACAGAACGUGUCACUCUUUUAUGUCAGUGAGUCAGUGGUUCAGACUGAUUCCGUCGAGCUCAUUGCAGCUUCGACCAAGAGGAAAACAGUGAGUGUUUAUAAGGUGUGUGUGGACAGAUGGGAGUGUGUGAGACAGGUGGCUCUGCCGCAGGAACCUGUGGUUCUGGCUGUGCAUGGGACGUGUCUGUGUGUGGCCACUUGUGACAGAUAUUUUCUCCACGACUAUCAGAGCCAAACCACCCUCGAUCUUUUCCCACAUAACCUGAGAAAGCAAAAUAUCAUUGCCAACAAAUGUGGAAAAGGAGAAUUCAUUUUGAAUGGGCCUGGAUGUUUGGUGAGGCUGAGCGUCUUAGACACACUGAGCAAGGAUCUACAUAAAAAUGUAAUCUGUACAUCUGGAAUGAUAAAGUUCUAUAGAGAGGCUUUUGUGGAAGCAAAAGAGCUUUUUAUUAAAGGUGAACUAGACCCAAGGGAAAUCAUUAGCCUUUAUCCAGCUAUGCCUGUUAUGAGUGAAGACUUUACACCUCAGACAACAGCAGUGAGCAAUGCCAAGGACCUGUGGACGUUAAGUCGAGACGAUUGGCCGACAUUUCAACAGUACCUAAUCUUUUUGGAUGACUUCUUGAGAGAAGUCAGGCCAACAGGACAGGGCCAAAUGUGUCCUCAGGACAUCGACUCAGCACUUUUUAAGCUGUAUUUGGAACAAGGUGAAUAUGGAAAACUGGACCAGCUUGUGUCGACGCAGAAUAACUGUAACCUCCAAACGUGUGUGCCUGACUUGGAACAGCACAAAAGGUUUUUCACACUUGGAUUGCUCUAUCAAAGUCAAGGCCAGCAUUUCAAUGCAAUUCAGACCUGGGUUAAAAUUAUGGAAGAGCAGAGUGAGGACCCCUCACACAUCAGCGUAUUCCAGCAAAUAGUUAAUACUCUCUCAAAUCUGGAACAUAAACCCAUCAUCUGGAAAUUUGUAGACUGGGUUCUUCAGAGAGACCAAGAGGCUGGAAUACUGAUCUUUACAAAGACGCAUACACGCAGCCAUGUUACAUUGGCACCAGAAGAAGUCCUUACCAUUCUCACCAGCUACCCACUUGCUAUGACUCUCUACUUGGAAUAUUUAGUCAAUGAAUUACACAGCAAGGAAGAAAAGCAUCAUACCAUGCUCAUCACAUCAUAUGUCAAAUGGAUACGGCAGUCAAUCGAGGAUGACUACAACAAUAAAACAAGCAAGGAAGAGAUGAGACAUAAACUACAGCAAUUACUUUGGCAAUCUUCUUGCUAUAAUGUGGACACCAUAUAUGACCAAAUAACACCAUCGUUUCUUCAUGUGGAGAGAGCAAUUUUACUUGGGAAGUCUGGUAAACACAAAAAGGCCCUGCAGGUUUUGGUCCAUGAAGGAAAAGACAAGCAGGCUGCUGAAAGCUACUGUUGGAGGACCUCUGCUGGACGAGACAGGAAGUUCAUUCAGGGAAUGUUUCUCUCCCUGCUUCAAAUCUACCUCGAGUCCUGUCAACAUGUUAUCACGGCAGUGGAUCUGCUGAACAAAAAUUCAGCGUCUUUUGAUUUAGUCAGUGUGUUGAGGGUGCUGCCGGCCUCCUGGUCUCUUAAACUGGUUCUGCGGUUCCUCUGUGAAUCACUGAGAGGAACAGUGCAUGACAAAAGAAUGAGAGGUCUGGAGAUGAGCCUAGCCAAGGUGGAAACCCUAAGACACAAGCAUGUCUGGAUGGAAGCAACGCAUGAAAAGAUCCGAGUUGACAGAGGAUGUGUUUGCCAUUCAUGCCAGAAACGUCUUACAGGGCCCGAGUUCCUGCGCAGGCCGACAGGAGAGCUGACACACAUAUCCUGUCACGGUGGAGAAAGCGGACACUGAACAACAAAGACACUAUUAUUCACACCUAUUCACAUUUUAACUCUCAGCAGAUGCUGUUUUAUCAGGUUGCCUACAAUAAAGAUAAGUAAUUACUUGGAUAGUAAGGCAAUUACUAGCACAAAUUGCUGAGAAUAUAUGACACAUGCUAAGACACACACCAACAAAGCAAGCCACAAAUACGAGCAGGAAACCCACAACAACUGCACAUAUACUAA
This is a messenger RNA of Sinocyclocheilus rhinocerous, 2488 nucleotides long. RefSeq names its product transforming growth factor-beta receptor-associated protein 1-like. Bases 78 to 2273 code for a protein of 731 amino acids. The record is from RefSeq and is a predicted model, not a curated record. The transcript is spliced from 10 exons. NCBI's taxonomy places the organism in Eukaryota, Metazoa, Chordata, Actinopteri, Cypriniformes, Cyprinidae. Gene Ontology annotation, cellular component: cytoplasm; membrane. Gene Ontology annotation, biological process: autophagy; endosomal vesicle fusion; vesicle-mediated transport.